AUGUCGACGAUUUCUAGCAGCCAUCCGGGUGGCGCCAACUGGGUCGAGCAGAGCAAGAACCCGCUACCGCAAGUGGUCGUCUACUCUGCCCCUGAAGCCGUGAGCAUUCCGAUGAAUAACCUUGGGACCGGCAUUGGCAGCGACGGCACCAAGGACGGCACCAAGGUUCACGCAGGCGAAGAUGACGCCUCGGAGAAUGACGCUGAGCAAGGCAGCCCUCCAGAGCCUCCUCCUGGAGAAACGUCGCGUCUUUGGAACUGGAAGACAAUGAUCGGCAUCUGCAUAGGUCUUCUCAUCCUCGCCAUCGUGGUUCCUCUCACAGUCACACUGUCCACCAGGAAUCACACCUCUGAUCCAGAUAACACCGAGAACCUUGCUACUUCUUCUGCCUCAUCGCCAUCGUCUUCCCCCACAACUACCUCUCUGACCUCUCUCCCAGCUCCAUCCUCGACUCUAACGCCGGUAAGCAGCAUGCCCUACUCACUACUUGCAGCAUCACGUAUGAUGGGCUGGGCCCUUGAUUGCGUCGAGUCUAAGUUCAUCCGAGAAGUCAACUGGCUCGGUAUCGACAAGGGUGGCGGCGGUUGGCUGUACAACUUGUACCCAGCCAAAAGCGCCCAGGACUGCUGCACAAUCUGCCACCUUGAAACUUCUGACGGAUGCAAUGGAUGGAUGUACAUACCGGAGAACUCAUCGACGCCAUCAUGUUCCAUCAUCCACGGCUUCGACGGCCCGAGCGAUAGUGACUCCUGCCCGAAGGGCCGUCCAGAUGUCGUCUUCACAAAGGCUGGCAAUAAGGAGAGCUAUGGUGGACCAGGUCCUUGUGCAGGCUCAGUGCGAGGAUGA
Molecule: messenger RNA, 846 nt
Organism: Colletotrichum godetiae
Lineage: Eukaryota; Fungi; Ascomycota; Sordariomycetes; Glomerellales; Glomerellaceae
Exons: 2
Coding region: 1-846 (281 amino acids)
Source: RefSeq, a predicted model, not a curated record